Messenger RNA from Dermacentor silvarum, 2644 nucleotides. Its product is annotated as multiple C2 and transmembrane domain-containing protein 1-like. Bases 292 to 2379 code for a protein of 695 amino acids. Gene Ontology annotation, molecular function: calcium ion binding. Gene Ontology annotation, cellular component: synaptic vesicle membrane. The transcript is spliced from 16 exons. NCBI's taxonomy places the organism in Eukaryota, Metazoa, Arthropoda, Arachnida, Ixodida, Ixodidae. The record is from RefSeq and is a predicted model, not a curated record. Gene Ontology annotation, biological process: regulation of neurotransmitter secretion.
CGGUUUUUCGUUUCGCCUAGCCAUAUACAGCUUUCGCUGUAAAAAUUCCGGCAGAACCCAUCUCACGAUGAGAAUAACGACGUUAGUGCGAUUAGCUAUAAAACAAUGCAGCGAUACAGUUCUUCUUCCUCCACCGCGGUGGGUAUGCGUCAAUGUAUGAGGUCAGCCGCAGCAGCAGCAGCAACAACCAGGCGCGCGAGCCUUCUUUAGCUUCAGGCAUUCUACACCCCGUCAGCCAAGAAACGCAGAGGCCAUCUUCAUCAGCGAGUGGAACGCAGUGGAGGUUCCUCAAUGUCGGCCAACAAGAAGGACAACAUCCAGGCCUGGCUGCGAAGUGUGCGCCAGCCGCCCUGGAUUCCCGACGCUUCGAUACCGGCCGUGCCCCCCGUGCCUGCCGUGCCGGAGCUGCAGCCGCUGCCGUUAAUGCGCCCCUUCCCGGCCUUCAACGCGGAGAAUGAGUACCGCGACCAGUCGCCUCUUCAACGUCAGCCUCCGCUGAUCGUGGCGCCGACGCCCGAGUACCAGCUACCGGAAAGGCACGGCGACAAGAGCCGACCAGACGCUGCUGCCAGUUCCCCCGCUCCCACGGCUGAGACGCCGACAAAGCCUUUUCCACCGACGCCAGUGAAAUGGCCUCUUCGUCCAGUGCUCAAGAACGCGCAGGCGUACCGAAAGAAGUCGGCAGACGACGACAAGGGAGCACAGCUGCCGGAAAAAGCGCCGAAGUCCAACCUGCUGACGACAGCCUUCGCCGCCCGCGAGGACACCGUGGUCAGGUUCCUCUUGCUCAGGGCCCACAACUUGGAUCCCAUAGACGACAGGGAGUCCUGCUGCCCUUACGUCGUCUUCAAGCUGGGCAACGAGAAGUACACAAGCAAGGUCAUGGAAGACACGAAUGACCCCGUGUGGAAUGAGCCCUUCGACAUUUUCGUACCGGUGGGCAACAGCCUGUUCCUGCAGGUCAUGAUCAUGGACAAGGACCCCGCGGCCACUACCGACUUCAUCGGCCGGUUCAACCUGAACCUUGUCGACUACCAGUACGGCGCCACGUACGAGGUGAAGCAGGAUUUGGACGACAACGCCGGCACCAUCAGGUUCCGCAUGGCCCUGGAGAGGGUGGGCGCGUGGGACUUCGCCGAGGUCUGCGACAUCCCGACACGGCAGACGCUGGAGCUCAUUCGGAAGCGAAUCUCGGACGCCUACGAACGCUGGAGCGUUGGAGGCGAGCUGCAUGACGUGGGCGAAGUUCUUGUUUUAGCGCACCGGGCCAGCACCAUUGCCCCGAACUACAUCGAGAACAAGCUGAAUGCCAUCUGCGUGGUCGAGUUGGCGCCAAAGAUGCUCUGGAACAAAGGUGACCCCAAGACCGUCAACCCCACCUGGAACACCAUGUACCGCAUGAAGGUGACGGACAUUCACGCCGUGCUCCAAGUGACCGUGCUCACGGAUGUCAAGAAGCAGGAGUUCCUCGGCACCGUGGCCUUCCCACUGAUAUCGGUGGACUCGCGAAAGAAGCAGUGGUAUGCGCUCAAGGACGAGACUCUCGAUAAGACCACGGGAGGAUUCAUCCUGCUCGAGAUAGACCUCAUUUACAAUCCCGUGAAGGCUGUGAUAUGCUGCUUCAAGGACAAAGGCCCUGGUCCUCCGGCACUCAACGACACGGAGCUGACGAGGAGCGCCUUGACUCGGAACAUGUCACGUGUGAAGGCGGUGUACCAGCGCUACAAGCGGGUCCAAGGCUUCGUCCUCGGCUGCUUCAGCUGGGAUUCCAUCCCGCGGUCCAUGAUCUCCCUCUCGUUGUUCACGUGGCUGACCCUCAAAGGCGAGCCGUACAUGGUGCCCCUGGUGGGCGCCCUGCUGUUCUUCGCCGAAAUGAUCGUCUCCUGCUGCUGCCCCUUCGACGACGAGGAUCAGGAGUUUCAAGACGACGGCCAACAGAGCGAAGAGGAAGGCUCGCGGCAAUCCCUCAAGGCAAAGCUGGUGCGGCUACAAGAGAUGGCCGCCACCAUGCAGAACACCAUGGGUGCGGUGGCCUCGUACGGCGAGCGGCUUCACAACACGAUGGUGUUCGCCGACCCGUUCGUCUCGAGGAUGUUCCUCGCGAUGCUGCUCGUCGCCGGCUUCUUGGCCUACAUUGUUCCGGCGCGCUACUGGAUCCUCAUGAUCGGACUCCGAAAGUUCGCACGCGGGUUCCUCAAGAAGUACGCUGGUCGCAAGGAUAGCGGUUACGACCUGCUGCACCUGUUCAACAGGACGCCCGACAACCUUGAGAAGUCACGGUACAGCAUGGCCCUGCCCGAUACGGGCACGGUUCCGCGAGGCACGUUCGCGGCGAAGUCUACGUUCUCGCUGCAGUCACUGCGGCGCCUGUUCUCGUGACUUUCUCCGCGCUCCCGCUAACGGCGCGCACAGCCUCGAGCCGUCAACAUGGCGGCCCGGGCGGAGCGCGUCGUCGACCAUGGAAGAGAAGGUCAUCGGCACUCCGGGACAGGGCACCCUGCCGGGUGGGCAGACUGAUGCUCCAAUUCUGUGCCACCUUCACGCUGUGCCCUCGCCAGUUGGCCAGAAUAUUAAGCGUCUAGUGCUUUGAUUUGCUCCCGCCUUUCUUUCUUUCUUUUUUUUACCUAUCGCAUUAAAGAGACAA